Procambarus clarkii (red swamp crayfish) is the source of this 2612-nucleotide messenger RNA. The record is from RefSeq and is a predicted model, not a curated record. Lineage: Eukaryota; Metazoa; Arthropoda; Malacostraca; Decapoda; Cambaridae.
GGGCUCUGACGUGGCCACUUUCCAUUGGCUGUUUUACAGACUGGGGUAAUGCUGAGCUUGGGGGUGCAAGGGUGUCCUCAUUCUGCUGUCGGCACUCGCCUCAGACACACGCUCCUCACGCCCACACCGCCCACAGGUUCCCGCAUCACCACAAUGGUUGGCCAGGACAUCCGCUCACCAGGCUUCGGUCUCCACGCUCUCAAGAGGUUCCCAGAGAUCGUGCCUCUCGUGAGCAUUAUGGGGAUUGCCAUCGUAGGCGUGUCUACUUGGUGCGGUUAUGCUCUCAUGACCAAGACCGAUGUCAAACUCAACCGCAAUGACCUCUCCCGCUGGGACAAAAUUGACGUCAACAAGCCUCAGAAGCUCCUGACGGUGAACCAGCAGUACGGAGAGAACCCAGAAAUCACUGCCCUGAAGAAGGAGCUGGCUGAGGCUUACAGGGGACACUAAGACUUCGUGGAGUGUUGCUGGGACUCCAGCGGGCAGCUCUCCACCACCUCUGCUCGAUGCUUACUACGUAGUGACGCCCUGGACCCCUCCGUCAAGUUGACGGCGUCUCUCAGAACCUGUCUGUCAUACUUCUACCGCGCCUACCUGUCCUGGAAGUAGUUUACCAGACCUGGAAGGAGUCUACCAGACCUGGAAGGAGUCUACCAGACCUGGAAGUAGUCUACCAGACCUGGAAGAAGUCUAUCAGACCUGGAAGUAGUCUACCUGACCUGGAUGAAGUCUACCAGACCUGGAAGGAGUCUUCCAGACCUGGAAGUAGUCUACCAGACCUGGAAGUAGUCUACCAGACCUGGAAGUUUCUCGUCAUAUUUCGAAAGACCUUGAUAAUAUAUUCUGUUACAGUAUAUUUGUGUUUAAUAGCUAAUAAAUAUGUUAAUAUAGUUUCUCAUUAUAAAUUCAUAAGUGUUUUACUUUUCUUGAAAGUUCACAACUUAAAGUUUGUUGUCUUGAACCAAAAACGUAGAUAAAGUUUCCAAACAUUUAAUAACUAUUGAUAACACACUUGAAGACAAUUUCAAUACGUUAGCUUCCCAAUAAGGACUUUUAUAACUCCCUUGAGAAACAAUCUUGCAAUUUCUUCAAUAACAUGUAUUACCACCCUAAAAAGGCCUUUCGUAUUGCAGCCAAAAGUAAAUAUCCACUUUAGGUAGCGAUCAACUUAAAAAAAAACUUAUCAAAUGCACAGUUGCAGACUCCACAGAGAUGAACUUGAGAUGUGCAGAGGAGCUGUUGAGAGCUGUUCACUGGUUUGAUUAACUGUUGGUGUCCUCGAAGUAAUUACGAUGCUUGUUACUGCAAAGGUGGUUAGUACUGCCCGUUGGUGUCGUAACCAUUCCACGAACGAGUCUUCAGAACAUCUUUACCCAAUUCCAGGAACGCUGACCUUCUCCACCUUCUUCAGGAACGUUGACCUUCAUCUAUAGACCAUUCUUUCCCUAUCCAGAAACAUUGAUCAUAACACCUACAUAAACACUGACCAUCAACACCACCCAGAAACAUUGACCACCUGCACCCAGAAUCAUUGACCACUUGCAUCCAGAAAUAUUGACCACCUGCACCCAGAAACAUUGACCACAUACACUCAGAAACACUGACUACCUGCACCCAAAAACAUUGACCACCUGCACCCAGAAAUAUUGACCACUGCACCCAGAAACAUUGACCACAUACACCCAGAAACACUGACUACCUGCACCCAAAAACAUUGACCACCUGCACCCAGAAACAUUGACCACCUGCACCCAGAAACAUUGACCACCUGCACCCAGAAACAUUGACCACCUGCACCCAGAAACAUUGACCACCUGCACCCAGAAACAUUAACCACCUGCACCCAGAUACAUUGACCACCUGCACCCAGAAACAUUCACUACCUACACCCAGAAACAUUGACCACCUGCACCCAGAAACAUUGACCACCUGCACCCAGAAACAUUGACCACCUGCACCCAGAAACAUUGACCACCUGCACCCAGAAACAUUGACCACCUGCACCCAGAUACAUUGACCACCUGCACCCAGAAACAUUCACUACCUACACCCAGAAACAUUGACCACCUGCACCCAGAAACAUUGACCACCAACAUCCAGAAACUUUGACCACCUACACCCAGAAACAUUGACCACCUGCACACAGAAACAUUGACCGCCUACACCCAGAAACAUUGACCACCUUCACCCAGAAACAUUGACCACCUGCACCAAGAAACAUUGACCACCUGCACCCAGAAACAUUGACCAGCAACACCUACCAACAACAUUGACCACCUACACCCUGAAAUAUUAACCAACACCUACACCAAAAAAAAACAUUGACCACCAACACCUACACCCAGAAAUCACCCCCCCCCCCCUGUCACACUUGCAAGAACAAGGUGGAGAGGUUGCGAAACAAACCAUGCAGACUUGUAAGGAGAACAAAUUCAUACUUAUAGUCAUACUAGACAAUAUUUAGAGGACAAUAAUGUUUGUAAUGUUCAAUGUGAUUAGCAACUUUGAUGUGCUAAAAAGAAAAAAACUUGUGCUAUUAGUAGGUAAACUAGUAGUUUUUAAGUUUAUUUGUAGGUAAACUCUGUACAUGGCAAAUAAAGGAACGGUUAAAC